Messenger RNA from Homalodisca vitripennis (glassy-winged sharpshooter), 655 nucleotides. RefSeq lists its product as uncharacterized. The record is from RefSeq and is a predicted model, not a curated record. The transcript is spliced from 3 exons. NCBI's taxonomy places the organism in Eukaryota, Metazoa, Arthropoda, Insecta, Hemiptera, Cicadellidae. The coding region runs from base 68 to 511 and encodes 147 amino acids.
UUGCAAGUAAAUUCACUUUUGAGAUCGACAGGUUGAGGUUAACUCUGACAGUUGGCAAUUCUAGUGCAUGCAACAGCAUAUUUUACUCCGUAUUACACCGUUGUUGUAUCUUUUCAAUAGCCUACCGUGGAAGCACAGUUUCGAAAUGUUAUUUCUAUGUUUAUUUGUUGGAUUGAUUCUACAUGUGUCCUUGGCACAGGUUUACAACUACAGACCAGGAACGACUCCAGCCUCCAACCCUUACGUAGCGAUGAUGCCAAUGCGUCCGCCUGGCUGUGGGGCAUGCCCCCCUGCCGACUGUAGGACUCUGCCGCCCAUAGUCUGGGGCUUCUGCUGUGGCUGUGCUCUCCCUUUCGAUCGUGUCCCGAUAUCGUGCCCCGCCAACAUGUUAUGUCCGCCUCUGUCUCCUCUGAUGUGUCACAACUACAACUAUCUCAUCUUUGUAAUGUUCCAGAUCGUGUCCCGAUUUCGUGCCCCGCCAACAUGUUAUGUCCGCCUCUGUCUCCUCUGAUGUGUCACAACUACAACUAUCUCAUCUUUGUAAUGUUCCAGAUCGUGUCCCGAUAUCGUGCCCCGCCAACAUGUUAUGUCCGCCUCUGUCUCCUCUGAUGUGUCACAACUACAACUAUCUCAUCUUUGUAAUGUUCCAGAUCGU